This is a messenger RNA of Thalassophryne amazonica, 1264 nucleotides long. It is a transcript of the gene dmc1, whose product is annotated as DNA meiotic recombinase 1. The coding region runs from base 211 to 1239 and encodes 342 amino acids. NCBI's taxonomy places the organism in Eukaryota, Metazoa, Chordata, Actinopteri, Batrachoidiformes, Batrachoididae. Gene Ontology annotation, molecular function: single-stranded DNA binding; ATP binding; double-stranded DNA binding. The record is from RefSeq and is a predicted model, not a curated record. The transcript has 13 exons. Gene Ontology annotation, cellular component: condensed nuclear chromosome; nucleus. Gene Ontology annotation, biological process: reciprocal meiotic recombination; chromosome organization involved in meiotic cell cycle; DNA repair.
UCUUCCAGUUCGAUUAAUAAACGUAAAUGUGACAUAUUUGUUUGAGGUAAUCUAAAAGCUGCUUUGGUUAUUUUAUUUGUUUGAGCUAUUAAAAAAAGAUUAUAUUUGGGCUAGCUAAGAUAGCACACGUAAGCUAAAGCUAAGCUAGUUAAGUACACUUCAAACGGGUAACUAGAACUAGUUUCACCCAUAACUUUACCGCAGAACAAAAUGAAAGCUGCAGAAGAUCAGGUUGUAGAAGAUGAUGCUGGUUACCAGGAUGAAGAGGAGUCCUUCUUCCAGGACAUUGACCUCUUACAGAAACAUGGCAUUAAUAUGGCUGACAUAAAAAAGCUGAAAUCUGUGGGGAUCUGCACUGUGAAGGGUAUCCAGAUGACAACCCGCAAGGCCCUGUGCAACAUCAAGGGCCUGUCGGAGGCCAAAGUGGAAAAAAUCAAGGAGGCUGCUGGGAAAAUGCUGAAUGUUGGUUUCCAGACUGCCUUCGAGUACAGUGCAAGGAGGAAGCAAGUGUUCCACAUCACAACUGGGAGCCAAGAGUUUGAUAAAUUGUUGGGUGGAGGCGUAGAGAGCAUGGCCAUCACUGAGGCCUUUGGCGAAUUCCGCACAGGGAAAACCCAGCUUUCCCACACACUUUGUGUUGCUGCUCAGCUGCCAGGUGAGGAUGGUUAUUCUGGUGGGAAAGUCAUCUUCAUCGAUACAGAGAACACCUUUCGCCCAGACCGGCUGAGAGACAUCGCUGACAGGUUUAAUGUGGAUCACGAUGCCAUGCUGGACAACGUGCUUUAUGCUCGUGCUUAUACCAGUGAACACCAGAUGGAGCUGUUGGACUUUGUAGCUGCCAAAUUCCAUGAGGAAGGAGGAGUCUUCAAGCUUUUGAUUAUUGACUCCAUCAUGGCCUUGUUCAGAGUCGACUUCUCGGGUCGAGGAGAGUUGGCUGAACGGCAGCAGAAGCUUGCUCAAAUGCUCUCCAGGCUGCAGAAGAUCUCUGAAGAGUACAACGUGGCAGUCUUUGUCACAAACCAAAUGACUGCUGAUCCUGGUGCAGGAAUGACGUUUCAAGCUGAUCCUAAGAAACCAAUUGGUGGGCACAUCCUGGCCCACGCUUCCACCACACGAAUAAGUUUAAGAAAAGGACGCGGAGAGAUGAGAAUUGCCAAGAUAUUUGACAGUCCUGAUAUGCCGGAGAAUGAAGCCACAUUUGCCAUCACAGCUGGAGGAGUUACUGAUGCCAAAGAGUGAAGAAUUCCCAGUGGGUCAAAGAAAA